Iphiclides podalirius (scarce swallowtail) is the source of this 270-nucleotide messenger RNA. NCBI's taxonomy places the organism in Eukaryota, Metazoa, Arthropoda, Insecta, Lepidoptera, Papilionidae. The record is from the annotation of a GenBank genome assembly.
AUGCGGCCGGUAUUCGCUAUCGAAUUCAAACGUCAGACUUUCCAUCUGCCCGUCAAUAAACAACGGAGAAUAGGGUCCCCUCCGCAAAAAGGAGAGGAGUCGGUGCGCCGUUAUCAAAUAUUAGCAUACAAAGUCCGCUGUCGUGACGAAAAAAGACCAAGAGCCGCGGCGGCCGACGAAGAAAAAAGGCAAAAGGCGUUCCGUUCCCGCCACUUCGCGUCGUGGAGAUCGAAUGCAAAACUUUUACUGUUGACAGUGCAUCUGCGGGCA